AUGACGAAAUCCACCAAAGGGAACCUCCACGUUGUUGAAGAGAUUUACAAUCAAAUACCAGCAUUUACGGAUGUAUUCUCAGAAGAUACAUUCUAUAUGUUUGUGGUUAUAUUUGUAUCCUGUACAAUAAUGGUUGCUUUUAUUUUAUCUAGAUUUAUUACAAUAAAACCUGUAGAAUAGUUGUAAAAUGAGGAAAUAAAAUUUUAAAUGUG
Molecule: messenger RNA, 212 nt
Organism: Maniola jurtina (meadow brown)
Lineage: Eukaryota; Metazoa; Arthropoda; Insecta; Lepidoptera; Nymphalidae
Exons: 1
Coding region: 1-180 (59 amino acids)
Source: RefSeq, a predicted model, not a curated record